Messenger RNA from Leptopilina boulardi, 691 nucleotides. RefSeq lists its product as uncharacterized. The record is from RefSeq and is a predicted model, not a curated record. NCBI's taxonomy places the organism in Eukaryota, Metazoa, Arthropoda, Insecta, Hymenoptera, Figitidae. The coding region runs from base 23 to 691 and encodes 222 amino acids. The transcript is spliced from 7 exons.
GUGCGGGUGGAGAGUAAAAAAAAUGGCUGGAAAUGCGGAAAACAGCAGAGAAUUUAUGGAGAGGUUUAUUUUUACAGCAAGAGCUGAAGGAGGGGUGGUUUCCGCUGUGUGUUCCCACACCGGUAUUAGAUACCGCUUUACGAUUGAAGAGGACGGAUGGCAUUGGUAUAAGGCCAAUGAAUAUGAAGGUGCAAGCGAUGCUGAUGAUGAGCGCGGUGAGGAGGAAAGGAUAACGGUCGGGUGCAAUAUUGCAGCCCGCGAUCGCAGCCCCGGCUCAUCACGCCCGCCCAGUCAGGAGCACAUCUUGCCCCCACAUGUAAUGGAGGAACCGGUAGGUGAAGAUUGGCCUGAAGAGAAUGGCCUGGCAGGUGAUGAUCUGCCUAUAACAGAUCGAGCUGAUGAAGAUGUUACAUCUCCGGAUGUAAGUGACAUUGAGUCACGAAAUUGCGAAGAAGAUUUAGAAGAUGAGGCAGAAGAAGAAGACGAAUCGGAGAAUGUUACGUCUCCAGAUGUGAGUGACAUAGAGUCACUAGGAGAUGACAUAUUUGUCGAAGAUGAUGUUCAGGGAGCAAGGGCUUUGACUCCCCCCGAUAUGCCCGAGCUUGUUUCUUGGGCAGAUAACGGUAUGUUUUUUUAUCAUUACAUGUAUCCUUAUAUAAAUUUUUGUAUAACACUUGUACGUCUUUUCUGA